This is a messenger RNA of Mugil cephalus (flathead mullet), 3742 nucleotides long. It is a transcript of the gene laynb, whose product is annotated as layilin b. Gene Ontology annotation, molecular function: hyaluronic acid binding. The record is from RefSeq and is a predicted model, not a curated record. The coding region runs from base 359 to 1450 and encodes 363 amino acids. Lineage: Eukaryota; Metazoa; Chordata; Actinopteri; Mugiliformes; Mugilidae. The transcript has 7 exons.
GAGCUUCAUUCAGUCCAUAUGUGAAAUUGGAUUUUGCAAUUUAGUUGAAAUGCACAUCAGCUGCGCAUCCAACAUCAGUGGUUAAGUCUUCAGUCGAAAUAUGUCCCUCUAAUUUUUUUUUUCUUUCAGGGCAAAAAUCUUGGACUAUCUCACUCUUGAUUUUCUUCUCUUUUUUUUUCCUCCUCCUGAGCCAGACGCCAUAUACACGCCUUCAGCAGUCGACCCAGUUUUGACUGCGCGGACUGCCCUGCUCCCACUGUCAUCAGAGGGUCCCGAAACUGAAGUUUAUCUCUCAGCGAACUGGUUCAGCACCUAUUUUACUCGUUAAUCGUCCUGCACAUCGAGUGAACAUGUAAACAUGGAUUUUAUGAAGCUGUUUGGCACAGUGAUCGCCGUUUUGUUCCACCCUCGAUCCGCUACUAAAAUAAAUGGCCAAAGAAUUUGUCGGCGCGGGACUGAGCGCCCGUGCUACCGGGUGUCAUACGUCCAGGACAGCAGGCAGAGACUGACCUUUGAGGAUGCCAGGCAGGCCUGCAGGAUGGAUGGCGGCGAGCUGCUCAGCAUUGAGACAGAAAGCGAGCAGCAGCUGAUAGAGAGGUUCAUACAACGGCUGAAGGUUGGGGACGGGGACUUUUGGAUCGGGUUCCGUCGCAGCCCACAGCGUUACAGGGCAGGCACCCUAAUCCCAGGUUGCCCCUCGCAGUACUACUGGUUGGAUGGAACCAAGGCCAAGUUCAGGAGCUGGAACUGGGAUGAGCCGUCGUGUGGUAGUGAAAUGUGUGUGGUUUUGUACCACCAGCCGUCUGCGCCACCUGACGAAGAGGGUCAUUUCCCUUUCCGGUGGAAUGAUGAGAACUGCAGCUCCAAGAACAACUUUGUCUGCAAAUACUCGAAAGAAAAUGUGGAUGGGAACACAGAACGUGCAGUUCCAUCACUGAGGCCAAAUAUAUUGUCAACUACAAAAAGUUAUGAGAGGAUCGAAGUAGGACUACCCGAGUCAUCAGUAUCUUCCUCCAACAACUCCCUCUACGUUUCCUACAUUCUUUAUGCAACUAUUCCUGCCCUGCUGUUGCUACUGUUUGCAGCUGUUGGGUUCCUCUGCUACAAACAUCAUGCUAAGAGGCGGAAGAAGAACACGGAAAGCUACCCCAGCAGUUCAAUACAGUGGAUGUCGACAGCAGCAUCACCUUGCCCCGUGCAAGGACCUUAUGCCUUUAGCGAUGUCACCAAACUCCCUCACACCUCUCUGGACGGCAGAGUGCCAGCAGACAUCAUGACAGAGUACUCCUGUGCACCUUCCCAUGACGUCCAGUGCGACGAUUACGAGAAUGUCUCGUCUGUGGAAAAGGAGAGUGGCUUUGUGAACAAUGACAUCUAUGAGACCUGCAAAACUCAAAGCCGCCGCUGCCGCCGUCAGACUGGAUGGGUGGAAAAUGAGAUUUAUGGAUAACAUUGAUGUCCAUCAACACCACACCAGAUAAUAACUAUGACCCAUCCUGACAGAAGAACAAACUGUUUUCCAUCCAUUUCUUUCUUCCUUCCUGCUUACCUUUGCAGUGCAGGAUUGCUAAACUGUGUUGGCCUGGACUUAUCUCUACAGGUUAUUUGGACGUAGAACAUCCGAGAUCCAUAGUUGUAAAUGUUGCAGUGAUCAUAUAUUACAAAUCUUUUCAAUAAAUGUUUUUAUUAAUUAAAACUAAACUCUCCAGAGCGAUUGGCUACAUGAGCGCUAACAUGCUCACAAAGGCAUUUGACAACAGGUUCUGAUGCAAUGUUUUCCAUUUUUGCCAUUUUAGCAAAGUUGGCUAAUAUUUACUGAUUAGUUUGAGGUCUUGUGAAUAUUUGGUCAUAAAACAUAAAAAGAUCACAAAAUAUAUUCUGAAAAGGGCGGGGAUGCGUGCAUCACAUUUCAUUGCAUUCCCUUGAGUAGCUAUUGACAUGCUAACAGCCACAAUUGGUGAACUUCAAGCUUUUUUAGAUCCAUUAUCUGGAAAGUAUAAAAUGGUAUGCUAAUUCAGGUUGGAAAGUUUGAGAUGUUUCUCAGGGUAAAUCUGAACUGGGUGGAGGCACACGAGGAAAAGGGAGAAACAUUAGGCUUCAGCCUCAGGGGACUGGAACAGGGAAUUGUUGAGAUAUUUCUGGCUAAAGUGGUGGACUACCUGAGGGACUUUGCUGUCCUCGAGCCAUGCCGGUAGUGUGGCUAAAAGUUAAUAUAUUUCAAAUCAAAUUUUAUCAAACAAAUAUCAGAGACAGAAUUCUCACUGUGCUAGAUAUACACACUGCGUAUAAAGUCACCCUGUAUGGAGACCUAGCUCAAAAGACAACAAACUCUUUUUUUGAAAUGUAAGAAAAUACAUUUUUAAAUAGCUUGGCUUGGGUUGACUUCUUGUAUCUGCUCAUUUUGAUGCGUCACUUCUGACAACAGGUUUUUAAAGUGCCAUUAAUGAAAUCAGAUAAGCAGUAAUGAGUCAGGUCAGUUUGGUGGUAAAUUCGAGAUGGUAAAAGGUAGAAAGCCAUGGGAAUACUGUGAGUCCCCCAUUAAGCUACUCAGCCGUUCGUUUUCCAAUACAGUCAGCAGAUAUUAUGAGACACGGGGACAAUAAAGAUCCUGUUUGCUCUCUUCUGCGAAGGAGUCGUCCAAACGCUGUUACUAUUUUGUCCUCUAGACCUAAAGAAUGAUGUCAUCCGUGUGCAGAGCUUCCUGUUUGAAUCUGAUGUCAGGGAACAGGACAGUAUGUACGGAAACACUGAUGACAGAACUGUGCUGACAACGAUAAACCUCAAAGUUGCAGACUUUCCUGACUCCACCUGAUUGUGUGAGAAGCUCAACCCUCCUGCUGAUCCCACCGCACUGACACUUUUUAGGAUUGACCAGUUAAGGCAUGGACUCAUUUAACGGUAUUAGUGUGUAAAUGUGGGGAAUCACAAGGGCAUACAUUACUGAAUACAAAUCCCUGUGUUAUUUAUGGACUGAGUGGGCUGUUUGGUCGGUGCUUUGGAAAGAUGUAGCAAGGCCUUUAAGGAGAGGCUGAGUGUGUUCUUGGAGAAUGUUAGGCAGGAAAUGCCAAAAGCACAUCUGGAACUCUUACAUUCAGGAAGUCUAUGCGUGACAGCGGAGGCCUUGGGAGUGCUGCUCUGCCUGCCUGCUUAGCAAUCCACUGCUCUCUGUUGGACUGUCACUGAACACAACAUGAAGAGAACCACUGCUGGGUGUGAAUGUGUGCUGCACCUCAAGUCAUUUUGUGCUGAUAUCGUGCUCCUUAUUGAACAGCAGCAAGGUUAUAUUUAAUUGUGUAAAAGUGUGUAUGGAAAUGUCUGCGGGAUUCUAUAGGCGCGUGAUAUAUGAAUUAACACUACUAUAGUGGGAGCAGAGCUUGAGAAAGGAGCUCUGCGGAAAUGUGCUUCAAUUUUCUACUUCGGCCAACAGGUGGUGCUGUCAUGUAGCUCACCAGUGGCUUUGUCUCCGUGUCUUUGUGGCUGAUAAAAUGUCUGGUUUCACAUGAGCUCCUGCAUGUUAGAUUAUAUAAUGUUAUAGAUUUGCAAUGUCCAUUGCAUGUAUUUCUUUUGUUGUAUAAUUUCGGCAUGCAGAAGAUUUGUAUCAACUUUUUGUCAUUUAUUAUGUAAAAAUUCUGCUCGAAUGUAUAUAUUUGUCCCAUUCAUAACUGCAGGGCACAUUCUCAGAGCGAUUAAAACAAGUAGUUUCGUGCUGCUUUUUGAAUGCAUUAAAGAUAUUUUUCUUGCA